UUAAGUGUCAAUUUAAAUCAUUUUUAGCAUCUAUUUAUAAUAUUUUAAAAAAUAUUUAAUACACCAGACCAAUUAAAGAGGAUUUCUAGACAGUAUCUCGGAAGAAUUUGUAUUUCUACAAUGUUAUCAUCAAAGGAAUCCAAUUCUUCACAACAAGGAAAUGUUUCAUCUAGACCGCCAUUAAGGAAAACCCACUUUCGUUAAGGUCGAUCAACUGAAACCUGGCUCUAGUGGCCAUAAUCUCACUCUGUUUAAGUUCCAACAUUGUUUUGAAGAAAGGAAGAUCCGUUUCUCAUAACCGUCGUCAUACUCAAAUUGCCGAGUGCGUUGUUGGUGAUGAAACUGGUAUUAUCAUCUUCACUGCUCGCAAUGAUCAAGUUAAUGUGAUGAGCCUGGUACAACCAUUAAUGUUCGAAAUGCAAAGAUUGACAUGUUUUAAGUGAACAAUGAGACUUGCAGUAGACAAGUGGGGUCGUAUUGACGUCACUGAACCAGCUACAUUCACGGUGAAAGAAGACAACAAUCUGUCCUUGGUUGAGUACGAGCUUGUCAAUGUCACAAAAUCGUGAUCUUUAAGCUAGUAGAUAUCUCCCAGUGCAAAGAGUUUGAAAACUUUGGAGACAACGUAGACUACUCCGGUAGCUUUGUUACGGAUAGGAAAUUUAUCUCCUUAGAUGAGUUACAUAGUUGGGCCGAUGCGAUAGCAAUAACAAUCGGUUUUCAAUUUACACGUGCUUCUUAUAAAAAGAAAGAAAGACGUUCUAGAGUUAGUGUCUAUUUAAGAUGUCACCGCUAUGGUAAUAUUAGGGGUGAUGUACAUAAUCUAGAUAAUACUGCCCGACCUGUAUCUAAAAGUAAAAGUUGCGGGUGUAAAUUUAUGAUUGUAGGAAGUAGUCGUAAACCACCAGAAAGACCUUGGACGGUAAGGGUGUGUCCUGGUGAAAAGGGAAAACAUAACCACCCGUUCUUGGUGUAUAGAGAUGGUCAUGUAAGGGCAAAUAGGAUUAAUGUAGAUAUUCGGGAGCACAUACGACAGCUUAGUGCAACCGGAAUGCAACCGGCCUUUAUUAUGAAUUCUAUUAGAGAUAAUUUUCCUGGUUUUAUGCUAGUAUGAAUCAGAUAUAUAAUAUUAGACAAUCAAUAAGGAGAGAAGAGAUGGAGGGUAGGACUCCCCUUCAACACUGUCUUCAUAUGGCCACAGAACUUAAUUAUGUGGUAUGGAUAGACUUGGAUAACGAAGGGCAAUUGAGCAGACUAUUAAUUGCAAAUCCUACCUCUAUCCAAAUGAUACGUACGUGGCCGUAUGUUGUGCUGAUAGAUACAACGUACAAAACGAACAAACAAAAGUGGCCACUAUGUGAAGUGAUCGGAAUGACGCCAACCAAUCACAAUUUCUUGGUUGCGUUUUGUUUGAUGCGAGAUGAAGCGGCUGUGUCGUAUUCGUGGGUUGCGUCUUAAUUACGUUCAAUGUUUUGUUUAAUGUAGAUGUGCGGCAUUUGUUAUGCAUCUGGCAUAUUGGCAACGACGUUGAGAACAUGGUGGACAAGUUGUGGGGCGGCAAGAAAUAUCAACAAGGGCAGGUAUUCAGGAAAAGUAGAUGGAACCUCUUGGUUGAAAGUUCUACGAUCGAGGAAUAUGAAGAGAGAUGGCAAGUGAUCGUCAGUACGUGGUCGGUUAGGAACAAAAAGGUCGUUCGGUUUUUGACUGGAACAUGGAUUCCACUGAGAGAGAAAUUUGUUUGUGCGUGGACGAAUGAUUGUUUACACUUGGGUAAUCAGACUACCAGCAGAGUUGAAAGCCAACACUCGUCUUUUAAGAAUUACCUUGAUAGCGGUAAUAGCUCAUUCGAUACCCUUUUCAAAAGGGCGCACGCACAGAUUACAAAUCAGCAAGCUAGAAUCCGACAAGCACUACAGGAAUCCAUGUCUUCUGUACCAAGAUCGAUGCGACAGCAUUACUUUAGACCUCUAUAUCGCCACGUAUCUCUCUAUGCCUUGGAGCAGCUCCAGCUUGAGUAUAACCGCAUGUUAGAACUCGGUGAUUUUGUGUUUAACAAAUGUGGUUGUGUACUUCAACAAACCCAUGGAUUGCCGUGUGCAUGUUAUUUAUAUAUGUCCAUCGGAUCACAUGGUGCUUUGUAUUUGGAUGACAUUCAUGAAUUCUGGAGUACUUUGAGGUACACAGAGGUAGCAGACGAAACCGAUGAAGGAGUACGAUACGCGAACGCCAAUGACAAAGAGUACUUUCAAUCUCUGGUCGAUGAAGUCCUCAAAUCUGAUCCCGCUGUUGUUCGCCGAAUGUCUCAGUUACUUGAAUAUGAACUACACCCAGAUGGUGCGGAAAUACCUGAGCCUUACGCUAGUCCACCAAGAAAGGGAAGACCAAGCACAAGUAAAACCAUGAGAAGGAGAAAAAGUUCAUUUGAAUAUAGCAGAUCAUCUUCUCGCGGUCGAGGGUCUAGAUCUUCUUCCUGCGGGAGAUCUAGUGGCAGAUCUAGUGGCCGAGAGACGCAAUCUUCAGUAGGAAUUAAGUUCAGUUUCAACUUAUCCGAUGAUCUUGGAGGUCGAGAUUUUUUACAGUUUUCAUGGCCUAAUAACAUCCCAUUCAUCCUUCCUCCUUACUUGUUCGACUGGAUUGAUGUGUUAGGUGAUGGUAAUUGUGGAUUUAGAGCAAUUGCCGUCACAGAGCUGGGAGGCGAGGAAGCAUGGCCUCUUUUAAGACGUGCUAUGAGUAUGGAAAUGCAAAUGAACAGAGCGCAAUACCUAACUUUGUAUCUAUCCCAGGAGUCACUAGACGAGGCUAUAUUCAGAAUAGGUUCACACGUUAAUGGGCCUGCUCCUUUCAUGCACUGGAUGGAUGCAUCGAUGGCUUUGUACUCUGCAGCAACAUUUCUAAACAUUGCCAUUGCUUAUUAUGGUUUUGCUGACGGUGAUUCGCAAUACAACUGUUUGGUUCUCCCGUUAAGGAAAGCAUCGGGCGUGAAUAGUGUAAAUAAAGUAAUACAUAUAUGUUGGGUUAAUGGAAAUCAUUUUGUUCAACUUUUAAUGAACGAUGAUUCGUCCCCUCUCCCGCCGAUCCAUCCACGUUGGAAACAAGCAGCUGACAAUUUCACCAAACAUCUUGACACACAUUUCAGUACGAGGAUUAUGCUCUGGAAUAAUCUAUGCGGGCCACGAUCACGACCAACUAAUACCACCGCUGACGAUGCUGUAAAUUUAGAUACUCCAUAGUUUGUAUAUAAUCCAUAAUUAUACUAUUGUGUAUACGAAUGACAUUCAUUGACGAAAAGAAAUGCAAUAAUUAAUGUAAAAUAGUUUCAGUACAGACUAUGCAGGGUCAUGCCCUUUAAAAAUUUGCCAUUCUUCAAAUAAAUCUCUACAAUGAUUAAGGUAUAUUUCUAACGCAUGUCGUUGACGGGGUUCAAAUCCGCAAGCUUAGCAGGUAGUCUUGCCACUGGAGCGAAUCGACUGGGCCAUUCAUUCAGGAACUGAAAACACAAAAGGAUAAUGUCCGUUAUUAAUUCAUUAAAAAAAACUGAAAAAAAAUGAUAAUAAAACUCACGUAUUCAGAUCUGCUCUGAGAAGGACCAGGACCGGAAGUAGGCCCUUCGUCCGGGGCUAUGUACGGGUGUGAGCACACUCUGAACCAAUCAACGUAAUUAGGUUCAGCCUCUGAAGGAACAGAAGCCCGACGAAGUCCCUGCUCAACAAGGCGGGCACUAUAGGGGAACCUACUCCAUGACUCCAAAUAUACAGCAGAAGAAGGAAAGGUCACGUAGUAGGUACCGUGUGCCGGUCGGAGAGCCUUGGCUGGUCUAAUAGGAGCGGGAGGAAUAGCCUGCACGAACCCAAUCUGUCGCAAUGUCCGCUCCGGCAAAUACACCUCCACAACAUCAAAGCACGUGAUACCCCCGAUUACGGUGGUGCGUGGGUGAUCAUUCAGCAACGCACCAGCAGCAGAAUUGUAGGGAGUCCAUUCAACCUGCAUACAAGCGAAGUUCACAAAAAAGUACUAUAAAUUGAAAACCACAUGCAUGACAAAAUGUAAUGUACAAUACCUGAGUCUCCGUCAAUGAGUCAAGAACCUUGCGGCAGUCCCUCAACCUGUCCAGCUCACGACAUGGUUUUUUCGGUGUCCACAUCUCCGCCCUAGUCAUGUUUGGCACAUCUUCUCGGCGAGCAUGAGGGCGGAAAGCGGGAAAGUAUUCAUAGAUCCAUGUCUGGAGCAAUGUGAGGCAUCCAGCAAUGGUCUUGCAACCAGCCUUAGAUGCCAUUCCGAGCUGCCUGUACAAGAACGCCAAGGUCACCGCACCCCAGGCCACGUCCUGCUGAUCGUCGUUCAUGGCAAGUAUCGGGUGAGGUCGCAUGCCAAUUCUGGACUUAUCCGCCAACAAGGUAGAGCCGAUGACAGCCAUGUAGUACGCUGUCUUCUGGGUAUCCAUGGCCUGCGACCUAUGACACAGCCGCAUCAAUUCAGCAACGCUUAUGCAUCCGCUGGUGAAUGAACCUUUACGCCGAAGCUCAGACAGAGGCUCCCCGAACAGAUUGGUGAUACCAACCUCCCACUCCGCCUCCGAAGACUCAGUCGGCAGAGAACCUUCAAUAGAAAUACCCAAUAUGCGUUGCACGUCGUGCAACAUAAUCGUCAUCUCUCCCCAGGGCAUGUGGAAGGAGUUCGUAUCCAGCUGCCACCUCUCGACGAACGCCAAUAUCAAAGCACAAUCGAUGUGCUGGUGCAUAAUGACCGGUAGUCGGCCGAGGGAAGUGGCAGUAGAACAUCGUUUAGCGCAUCGGACAUAUCCUUCAGUCCGAUGAUGGACUCCACCGGUCUCUUCCUAAUACGGCAAUCCAGAAUCGGAGGCGUACGCUCGGAGCCGUCAUAAAUAAGUUUAGCUAUGUGCCCGCCAUAGCUAGGGAUCAGUCGCGUAUCUGUCGGCCCC
Amaranthus tricolor (Joseph's coat) is the source of this 4939-nucleotide messenger RNA. RefSeq lists its product as uncharacterized. Bases 1536 to 3230 code for a protein of 564 amino acids. The record is from RefSeq and is a predicted model, not a curated record. NCBI's taxonomy places the organism in Eukaryota, Viridiplantae, Streptophyta, Magnoliopsida, Caryophyllales, Amaranthaceae. The transcript has 4 exons.